ACGCAGCCGCUCCUCUGGCUGGAAGGUAGUCUUUUCCCGAGCGACGGUAGCGGUCCGUUCCAGGCGCGGUUCUCCGAGGAAGACGUGCCUCGCCGCGGUCUUUCCGGCCCUGAGCUCGCGCCCGUGCGCGGCAGUGCCAAGCGGCGCGUAGCCCGGCCUGCGGAGCCCCUCGACCCACCCCCGCCGGUCUGCAGUUAGGCCGCGCCCUAAGGCCCAGUCCGCGGCGGCCCGGGCGGGUGAUGCCCAAUACAGCCAUGAAGAAAAAGGUGCUGUUGAUGGGAAAGAGCGGGUCCGGGAAGACCAGCAUGCGGUCCAUUAUCUUUGCAAACUACAUUGCUCGCGACACCAGGCGUCUGGGAGCCACCAUCGAUGUGGAGCACUCCCAUGUCCGAUUCCUAGGGAACCUGGUGCUGAACCUGUGGGACUGUGGCGGUCAGGACACCUUCAUGGAAAAUUACUUCACCAGCCAGAGGGACAACAUCUUCCGCAACGUCGAGGUUUUGAUUUACGUGUUCGAUGUAGAGAGCCGCGAGCUAGAAAAGGACAUGCAUUAUUACCAGUCUUGUCUGGAAGCCAUCCUCCAGAAUUCACCUGAUGCCAAAAUCUUCUGCCUGGUGCACAAGAUGGAUCUGGUUCAGGAGGAUCAACGUGACCUGAUUUUUAAAGAGCGAGAGGAAGACCUGAGGCGUUUGUCUCGCCCACUGGAGUGCGCUUGCUUUCGAACGUCCAUCUGGGAUGAAACGCUCUACAAAGCCUGGUCCAGCAUCGUCUAUCAGCUGAUCCCCAACGUCCAGCAGCUCGAGAUGAACCUAAGGAAUUUUGCCCAGAUCAUCGAGGCUGAUGAAGUCCUGCUGUUCGAGAGAGCUACGUUCCUGGUGAUUUCCCAUUACCAGUGCAAAGAGCAACGUGACGUCCAUCGUUUUGAGAAAAUCAGCAACAUCAUUAAGCAGUUCAAGCUGAGCUGCAGUAAAUUGGCCGCCUCUUUCCAGAGCAUGGAAGUUAGGAAUUCUAACUUCGCUGCUUUCAUCGAUAUCUUCACAUCAAACACGUAUGUGAUGGUGGUUAUGUCAGAUCCGUCCAUCCCUUCAGCAGCUACUCUGAUCAACAUUCGCAAUGCCAGGAAACACUUUGAGAAGCUAGAGAGAGUGGAUGGCCCCAAGCACAGUCUCCUCAUGCGUUGAAUAUUGCCAAAUGCUCUUUAGGAAAAUGCUGGUUUACCUUUUUUUUUUUUUUUUGCAUCCUUUAUUUUUAAUAUUCAUGUUUUGUGCUUAAAAGUGGGCUUUGAAAUGUGUGCUGCUUCCGACUCCUAUCUUUCUUCCCUAGUCUUUAAGCCUUUGACACUAUUUACUCAGCUAUCCAGUAGAGAGCUUUAAGAUGGCCUUUCUGAAAAGUUUGGUAUGUUGUAACACUAAAGUAGGUGGUUUGUAUGUGUUCUCGUUAUAGUAGAUAUGUACAUUAAAGCCUUUACUAGUUAUCUUCCUGUAUUAUCAGAUUGCAAAGGUGUAAUGUUACUAUUUUAUCAACAAGGUAUUUAAAUGCAUUUCUAAAUUCUAUUUGGCUUCUAUCAUGAAUAAACAUUUAAUGUUAGCAAUUUAAAA
This is a messenger RNA of Jaculus jaculus (lesser Egyptian jerboa), 1598 nucleotides long. RefSeq names its product Ras related GTP binding A (gene Rraga). Gene Ontology annotation, biological process: positive regulation of TOR signaling; cellular response to starvation; regulation of autophagy. Gene Ontology annotation, molecular function: GTPase activity; GTP binding. The record is from RefSeq and is a predicted model, not a curated record. Bases 240 to 1181 code for a protein of 313 amino acids. Lineage: Eukaryota; Metazoa; Chordata; Mammalia; Rodentia; Dipodidae. The transcript has a single exon. Gene Ontology annotation, cellular component: Gtr1-Gtr2 GTPase complex; lysosome; nucleus.